GUCGUCCGUGUGGGGGUGGUUUGUUCAAAAUGGCGGCGCCCUGUCUGAAUCGUUUGGGAAGUUUGGAGUGAAAGUGCCGGUGUCGGAGAGGGAGAAGGACAGAGAGGAAGAUCGUGAGCAGUUGAGUUUGUUGGUCCGCCUUCAUACUCUUUCCCCUUGUUUCUUCGGAUCCUGCUGUGACUUUUGGGACCGCUCUAGUCGAUUGUUUGUGGGGAAGCAGCUUAAGCUGGACGGUCGGGGCGAGAGGGAGAUUUUCUGUUUGACUGUGGAGCCGAGUUUGGUGUAGUGUGAGGCCGGGCCUCAGCACUGCCUUAGGGAAAUGAAGGAAAAUAAGGAAAACUCCACCCCAACAACAGCACUGGCAAAUGCAGACCUCAGGAAGCCAUGCUGGUAUUGGGAUAAAAAGGAUCUGGCCCACACUCCAUCACAACUAGAGGGACUUGAUCCAGCAACAGAGGCACGCUACCGCCGGGAAGGUGCCAGGUUUAUAUUUGAUGUGGGAACACGUUUGGGGCUACAUUAUGAUACACUGGCCACAGGAAUAAUCUAUUUUCAUCGUUUCUACAUGUUUCAUUCUUUCAAGCAAUUUCCGCGAUACGUUACAGGAGCCUGCUGCCUCUUCCUUGCUGGGAAAGUAGAAGAGACUCCUAAAAAGUGUAAAGACAUCAUUAAAACUGCUCGGAGUUUGCUGAACGAUGUACAGUUUUCACAGUUUGGAGAUGAUCCCAAGGAAGAAGUCAUGGUACUGGAGAGGAUUUUGUUACAGACCAUUAAGUUUGACUUGCAGGUCGAACAUCCCUAUCAGUUCUUGCUUAAGUAUGCUAAACAACUUAAAGUCCAAUUUUCUCUCUCUGCAGGUGACAAAAAUAAACUUCAAAAGCUGGUGCAAAUGGCUUGGACCUUUGUAAAUGACAGCCUGUGCACCAUGCUUUGUCUACAAUGGGAGCCAGAGAUCAUUGCUGUGGCUGUGAUGUACCUAGCUGGUAGGCUGUGCAAAUUUGAAAUCCAGGAGUGGUCAGCAAAGCCCAUUUACAGAAGGUGGUGGGAACAGUUUGUACAGGAUGUGCCUGUGGAACUACUGGAAGACAUCUGCCAUCAGAUACUGGACCUUUAUUCCCAGGGUCAACAACAGAUGCCCCAGGCACCCCAGCCACAACUGCCAACAAUCCCAAGUUUGGAGCAACCGAUACCACCACUGCAGGUGCAGCAGACAAAAAAGCUUUCACCUCAGUCAACACCACCUCGGCAGGUUAAAAGGCCUGCAGUGGCUUCUCCAAAGGAAGAUGGCAAGACAAUUGAGCUACAGCCUCCUAAAAUUCCAAAGUUGGAAGCCCCACACCCAGUAUUACCACCAACUACCCAUCCUCCUCCAGAACGCAAACCAUCCAUAAGUACAGGAUCCAGCAUCAUAGAAAGUGAACCACCACCAGCAGGAAAUGCCUCGGAAGUGGCUAAACCUUCUAUUCCACCACCUCUUCAUCCUCCUACUGUACACCAACAGCCACAGAUUCCUCAACGGCCUCCACCCUCUGCUGCUUACAUAAUGGGAAUGUCGACAACCAGCUCCUACAUGUCUGGAGAAGGUUUCCAGAGUCUGCAGUCCAUGAUGAAGACUGAUGGACCGUCAUAUGGAAGCAUGCCAUCUUAUGGACCUCCAACCCAUGUCCCUUACCACCCACAUGUGUACCCCAAUCCAUCUGUGCCUCCUCCCACAAAUUAUCCACCCAACAUCCCUCCUCCUAAUCCAGGAUAUCCCCCGCCAGGAUACAAUCCUACUUACUUGCCCCCUCCUCGGAUUCCCCCAGCUCACACUGUGCCACCUCCACCAGCACUAGGUCUUCCACCAACCAGCUAUCCUCCCCCCACAGUACCGCCUGGGGGGCAACCUCCUGGACCACCACCGCCACCACCACCAGGCAUGCCACCUGUGGCCGGGCUGAGUCGGGGAGGUUGGUUGAGGUAAUGGAUGUUUGGACUUUGGUGAUUGUCAAGUGUAAGUUGGUUUCACUCAAGGUUUGGGGUAGCCCUAAAAAUGGUUUAGAUUGUCUUACGUCCCACGUUGGAAUGAUGUUGCUGAUGCAUAUUGUUCAACUGAUGUUAAUCCUUAAGUUUUAUUUUCUAUCAUACGCUGCCAGUUUCUGAGGUGCAGGAAAAUGAAGAGUUUUCAUUUUGCACUGAUGCCUCAACUUUUCUUUUUAGCCACCUUACUUCCUCCUCUCAGUCCCAGCCAAGUAUGCCCCUGCAGCUUGCUGUUUCUGCUGCUGUUGUCAGCAGUUAAAAUGCACCUGCUCUUGAAGCAUCCAAGUGAAAUUGUUACCAGAAGUUUCAUAAUAUUUUGUAGAAGCUAUCCUCUGCUUUACUUUUCUGCUGAACAGUUUUUGGCGUGGUAUCUCCCAAAUAGGACUUUUGCUCAUGUUAAUAACUCAGACAUAUUUUGAUUAGUGGCAGAGGUUUAAAAAAAAAAUUAAAGGAGACCUGAGAUCCCAGGUUUGUGUUUUGACCUAUGUUGGACCUGCCUUUGUGGUUGCUGAUGGGUUGUGGAAGUUAUGAGUCGAAUUGAUUGUGCUGGAGGUCACUACAGAUUGCUAAUCUCUAUUAAAAAGUAACUGCUAUUACUUGAGAGCAAGUAAGAAAUUUUUUCUAAUAUUUUGUGUUGCCUAAAAGGCAACAAUAGUAAAUGUUCUCAGUUUGCACUAAUUGGUUAUUCCUCAUCCAUCAGCUCAGACAGACAGUUAAUGGUAGAAGAAUUUUAAGCUAUGGAGAGUUAUCACUAUAGUCUCAUUUGAGACAGCACACCAUCAAAUAUCAUCAAGACUUGUUGAGCAGUGACCAGGAACAGGCGCACAGUCCAACACAAUAAAUUUUCCUCUUCGUAUUCAAAUGGAGAAUUUGUGAAACCAGUUAUGUGAGCUCUGUCAUGUCUUGAAUCGCAAAACAUUGAGUUCACAGAAAUAACUUGAUCAAUAUGAAUUGGAUUCUUAGAAUCAUCUGUUGACUCAACUGGAGUUUAACCCUUGUGUGGCUUCUGUCUUACCCGUAAGCCUGUUGUAAAAAUAACUCUCUCCUCACUAAUUUCAUUUUUAAAGUAACAAAAUUCUGACUGGAGGGAAGGCAUUGGUUUAAACAUGGUAGUUUACGUAUAGUGAACUGUGAUGAUUCUUGUGUCUUUGUCAUUUAUAUCACCUCUCUUUCUGUGCUGAGGUAGAGAUUUUGGUUUGCUCCUUCUAUGAACUUACCACC
This is a messenger RNA of Stegostoma tigrinum, 3240 nucleotides long. It is a transcript of the gene ccnk, whose product is annotated as cyclin K. Gene Ontology annotation, molecular function: cyclin-dependent protein serine/threonine kinase activator activity. Gene Ontology annotation, cellular component: cyclin/CDK positive transcription elongation factor complex; nucleus. Lineage: Eukaryota; Metazoa; Chordata; Chondrichthyes; Orectolobiformes; Stegostomatidae. Gene Ontology annotation, biological process: regulation of transcription by RNA polymerase II; positive regulation of DNA-templated transcription, elongation. The transcript has 11 exons. The coding region runs from base 320 to 1963 and encodes 547 amino acids. The record is from RefSeq and is a predicted model, not a curated record.